AUGACCGACGUUCUCAGCAGUGUUCAUAAUUCUGAAAAAGUUUCCGCGUUAAUCAAAGAAGCGGAAAACCUCAAAUCAAAGUUAGAGGAAGAACGCCAAAAGUUGAAUGAUGUAUCCCUUUCAUCGGUGGCGGAAAGGCUGGAGAUGAUUAGUUAUUUAAAUAUAAAACCACGUCGUGUUCUCAAAGGCCAUCAAGCAAAAGUACUCUGUUCAGAUUGGUCACCGGAUAAACGUCAUAUCGUCUCCUCCUCUCAAGACGGAAAGCUGAUAAUAUGGGAUGCAUUUACAACCAACAAGGAACAUGCUGUUACGAUGCCUACAACUUGGGUUAUGGGUUGCUCAUAUGCACCAUCUGGAAGUCUUGUGGCAUGUGGUGGACUAGAUAAUAAAGUCACGGUAUAUCCAAUCACUCUUGAGGAGGAUAUCUCAUCUAAAAAAAAAACCGUAGGAACACACACUAGCUAUAUGUCGUGUUGCAUUUUUCCAAACUCUGAUCAACAAAUUCUGACGGGUAGUGGUGACUCUACGUGUGCUCUGUGGGAUGUAGAAUCAGGCCAAUUGCUUCAAAGCUUUCACGGUCACACCGGAGAUGUAAUGUCGAUCGAUUUAGCUCCAAAUGAGACAGGAAACACGUUUGUGUCAGGCAGUUGCGAUAAAAUGGCAUUUAUAUGGGAUAUGCGAUCAGGUCAUGUAGUACAAUCAUUCGAAGGUCAUCAGUCGGACGUGAACAGUGUGAAAUUUCAUCCGAGUGGCGAUGCAAUAAGCACUGGCUCAGACGACAGCACUUGUCGCCUUUUUGACAUGCGUGCGGACAAGGAAGUAGCUGUUUUCAGUAAAGAUAGCAUAAUUUUUGGAGUUAAUUGUGUCGAUUUUUCUGUAAGUGGACGUCUUCUGUUUGCUGGAUACAAUGAUUAUACGGUAAAUGUUUGGGAUACCCUCAAAGCACAGCGAGUGUGCUUGCUAUAUGGGCACGAGAACAAAGUUUCCUGUCUUCAGGUAUCUCCGGAUGGAACUGCAUUGUCAACCGGUAGCUGGGAUUACACACUUAGGAUUUGGGCUUAAAAUGAGCAUUCGUUGUACCAACAUGUUUGCAGUAUUAUUAAAUGACAAAUGGCAACGCAAAAUAUUACCAAAUAAGAAACCAUAUUUAUUCCAAAGAAAAUGUUAUAUUUCGGUGUAUUAUAUAAUACCGAGCUAUUGAUAUUACAAAUACAAUUAAUAUUGACAACAUCAGUUCAUUUAGCCCAGCAGGAAAUAAGAACUCAAUAUCUGAAAAUGCUCCACUGAUGUCAGGAUAUGAUAGCAGUUGUAACCAUCGUUGUAUAGAACUUAUUUUUAAAUAAUCAUUUAUAAAUUAGUUGCUAGGGAAAUUUUUAAUUGUGGAUAUUUGAUUGAAAAGAAAUAGUAUUGUAAAUUACGAAAGAAUAGCGCUAAAUUACUGAUAUAUGUAUUCUAGUAGACACCAUUGAUUGAUUUUUAUGUUUAUUGGAUCGAGAAACUAGAAUAAAUGUACUUCCA
Anopheles nili is the source of this 1518-nucleotide messenger RNA. It is a transcript of the gene Gbeta5, whose product is annotated as guanine nucleotide-binding protein subunit beta-5. Gene Ontology annotation, biological process: G protein-coupled dopamine receptor signaling pathway; G protein-coupled receptor signaling pathway. Gene Ontology annotation, molecular function: signaling receptor complex adaptor activity; protein binding. Bases 1 to 1062 code for a protein of 353 amino acids. Lineage: Eukaryota; Metazoa; Arthropoda; Insecta; Diptera; Culicidae. Gene Ontology annotation, cellular component: heterotrimeric G-protein complex; cytoplasm. The record is from RefSeq and is a predicted model, not a curated record. The transcript has 5 exons.